AUGCUGCUGCCGCUGCUGGGCGCCUGUGCUGUGGUGGGGCCAUUCCAGGGUCCUGAGUGGGAGCCAGUUCGGGGCCUGAUCUCACAGGAUUGCAGCUGUAGAGACCCCUGGUGCUGUGGCAAUCUGCUUGUUCUCUGCCUCUUUCUGAUCUGGCAGGUCCGGCACUAUUGGCAUCACUUCACCAGGAAUCGCCUGCUCAGAAGGAGUAUUAUCAAGGUGCCAUCGCAGAAGUGGGCAAUGCCCUCCAUGAGAUGUGAAAUUUUCUUUAGGCUAGCUCCUGAAUUCGUCAGUCCUGGCGAUUUCAGAGGCCGUGAUGCUCAUGUCCAACAAUGGGUACAAAAGCAGAGGUGGAGAUACCGAAAGAGCCUUCUAGAAUCAUGGACCCAGAACAUGUUCUCUUCACAAAAUCUGCUUCAGGACUCAUCUUGGGGUGCUCACACCUUGCAUGAGCCCAUCUUUUGUAUCUCCUCCUUUUCAAGCACCUGUCCACUCUCUCAGGACAGUUCCUGGGAAACAUGGCAGGUAUCCUGGUGUCUCAAGGGCAGCCAGACUCACUCUGCCCUAGACACAUGCCAAAGGAUUGGGCGACUGCUGGUUCACUCCCAGGAGAAGUUGGUACCACUGGAGCAUGUCCUCAGCAGAAAAAUCUGUUCCCCUCCCAUGACAUUUGUCAUCUCUCUCCCAAAGCUCCCUUCAGCUCAGAGGCUGCAAUUCUGCUCUGGACAGUUUCUGCCUGAUCCUGCCCACCAACAAAUGGUAAUAUCCACCUGGAAGUUCUGGAAUAACCCACAAGACACCUGGGCACCACUGAGUGAAACCCAGACAAUAGGCAGAGAGUAUUCUAGAGAGACUCAGGCCCCAGGGUGGGCAAACCAGAGAGAGAGCAGAGGGGUAUAUGCUUGGGAAAUCAAGGCAUCUGGGGGCCAACUCUCAAUAGACUUUGGAACGGAGCAUUGUGCAGAGGCUAAGGAUCUGGAGUGCAGAAACCAGUCACUGGUUAUAAAUGAAACUGAUGGAGAGAUCCUGAUUCCAGGGCAGAAGAACCGGAUGGAAAUUGAAAAUCAAGCCCAAAUUGAGGAAGUAGGGAAGAAAAUCCAGAGGGAGGCAGGAGGUAAGAACCCUCCUGAAACCCAGAUUCACAUGGGAGAGAAUCAAGAACAGUUAAGAUGUAAAGUUGAUGCAAAGACCCAAACACCACGGUGGGGAUACCAGGAGAAGAGUGGGGGUGGGGGUACUUUGGAGAUUCAGACAUUUGAGAGGAAGAACAAGAAAGAGCCCAGAAAGGAGGAAGAGGGAGAGAUUCAGGCCCAUGGACUAGGGAAGCAGGGCCAGACUGGAGGUGAGAAUGCUGCGGAGGCCCAGAUUCCAGAGUGCAGGAAACAAAACCAGACUGGAGGUGACCCUUCUGCCGAAACUGAGGCAGAAGAAGGGAGAAACAAGGAUCAGGUUGGAAAUGAGGAUGCUGUGCAAACCCCGACAUCUGGGAGGGAGAACCUGGAAGACGUCAAACAAGAGAAUAGAACAGGGGGCCAGGCCCUGGGAUGGGGCAAACAGGAAUGCAGCAGAAGUGAUAAUAUUACAGAAAUCCAGGCACUCAUGGGGGAGAAACAGGGUCAGGGUGGAGGUGAGAAUGCCAGAGAGACUCAGGCAUCUAGGGGAGAGAAACAGAAACUCUCAAGACAUGCAGUUCAAGUGAGGAGGAAGAAGUUGAAGGAGAUAAGAAAGGAGGAUUGGGUGGUGAUCCAGACACGCUGGUGGGGAAACCAGAGCCCAGUAAUGAAUGAAAUUGACAGACAAUUCAAGAUAUUAUGGAAGAGAAAUCCAAGAGGGUUUAAAGACAAAAAUGGUACAAUGAACCAGGAACUUGGGGGAGAAAAUCAGGGCCAGUUAGAAAAUGAAUUCCAUGGAAAUAUUUGCAUACCACAGUGGAAGAAUCAGGAGCAUAUUAGAGGCAAGGAUGGUGCAAACACCCAGAUACUUGAGGCAAGGAACUGGGGAGAAUUAACAAGUAAAAGUGAUGGAGAAACCCAUUCAGCAGAGUGGAAGAAAGUAGAGCAUACCGAGGGUGAGAGUAGUGCAGAAAUUCUGUUACAAGGGAUGAGAAAUCUGAGAGAAGCAGAAGAGGAGGAUGGUAUAGAAACCUGGGAAGGUGGGGAGAGAAGCCAGAGUCACUCAGGAAGUGAUAUAGAUAGGAUGAUUCAUUCAUCACAAUGGAAAAACCAGAAGCAGAUGGAAGGUAAGGAUGGAACAGAAAUUCUGUCCCCAAAGAAGAGAAAACAGAGACAACCUGAAGGUGAGGAUGAUAUAAAAACCCAGAAGCCUGAGAACCAGGGACAGUUGGAGAAUGUAAUUGGAAGGAGCCAUUCCCCAAGAAUGGGGAGCUGGGGGCAGACUGAAGGAGAGAACAUUGCAGAAAAUCAGGCAUCAGAGGAGAAAAACCAGAGAGAGGCUGGAAUUGAGAAUGGUAGAAAGGUUCACAUACCUAGGGAGAAAAAUCAGAGUCUGCUAAGAAUUUUCCUGCUGGCUACUGGGGAGGGAGAGCAUUUGAUCAGCCAGGGCAUAGCCCCUGCCAGGGAGUACAAAGCCCGGGUCAGACCAACCUCCCAGCAGGCCCAAACAGGAUCCCGGAGAAAACCACAAAAGCACAAAGGGGUGGAUCCAGGAAAGAUCCAUAGAGUGACACAGCCCCAGAACCCACAGUCUCUGGCUGCUCCCUUUGGCAAGCCCUCUGCCUGUCCCUCUCUUCUAUGUGGCCAAGCCCUCCAAGCUACCACUACUUUGGUGGGUGUUCCAACUACCCUCACCAUCCCGCCCAAGUGGCCAGUCCUCAAGAAGAGCAAACGACUGCUCUUGGAGUCCCUCAUGCGUCGAAGGAUUGCACAUCUGAAGUGGGGCCUCCCCCGGCGCAUCCUGGAGUCUUAUUUGCUCUUUAGCUUCUUCGGAUCUUGCUCACUCCCCUGGGCUGGGGUGAAGCUGCCUGAAUUAGGCAAAGGCCAGGAGCUCCAAAGGCAGCAGGAAAAGCAUUGUGAGGCCCAGGGCUCCAUGCCAGGCUUUAAAUCUCCAGAGAGGUUCCAAAGGGUUCUGCCCUCUGAUGGGAAAAGAUCAAAACUUCCUACACAGGCCAGGGCUUUGGAGAGGUGUAGACCACACAGGUCAGAGCCAACGGGCACUUCCAUUCCACCUGAGAAACCCAGGAGAAAUAGACCACCAGGGGGCGCCAGAGAACCACAAAUCCAGGAAGAGGCCUCUAAGGCCAAACUCCCUGUUCCCAAGAAUCCCAGGCCAUGGGCAGAGUCUGUGAACUGGUGCUCCCCAGAAAGGGUACCAGAGCCUUCCAGUGAGAAUAGUAAGGGCAGGAAAGUGAUCAUACCAGAUGUCUCCCAGAAGGCAGAGAGGGCUCCCAGAGAAGUGAGGACCUCAUCUUCCAGGGCCAGCCAUGACCCCUGGAAGAAGGAGCACAUACUCUGGGAGGCCUCUCAGUUUCCCAGACAUAAAUAUCAGCAGCCCACACACUGGAGAAGAAAAAGCCUGGAGCCUGCAGAGGACAGAGGAGCUAGGCAGCUGCCUCCCUCCGUUUCCACAGACUCCUCCAGCAUUAAAGGAAGUCUCUACUCUAAGACAGCCAAGCUGAGCAUGACCCUCCUGCGUAAAAUGUCCUGGUCCCCACAGCUGGCCAAGCCCAGGAACUCAGUCCCUAGGCUUUCCAGAGUGGGUAACCCUCAUGCACGGGAGGACAGCAUCAGAGUUCAUACUGCUUCGGAGAGGGACCAUCAACCACCAGGGCACUGUAGUGCUGGGGUUUCUCUUCCUAGGACAAAGACCCCCCAGGGUCAGAGACCCCAUGGGGCUCCAAAGAAUUCAUCAGCUCCUAAAAAGUUUGGUUUUAUGAAGCGUUUGAGAUGUUUUCUCUUCCAAUGUGGUCUUAAAAAGUAG
Marmota monax (woodchuck) is the source of this 3933-nucleotide messenger RNA. RefSeq lists its product as uncharacterized. The record is from RefSeq and is a predicted model, not a curated record. Lineage: Eukaryota; Metazoa; Chordata; Mammalia; Rodentia; Sciuridae.